This is a messenger RNA of Funneliformis mosseae, 313 nucleotides long. The record is from the annotation of a GenBank genome assembly. Lineage: Eukaryota; Fungi; Glomeromycota; Glomeromycetes; Glomerales; Glomeraceae.
AUGGAUACUCUAUCUACUUAUAAUUCUCAUAAAGAAGGUCUUGGUGUUGAGACUUUAGAAAGGUUAGAAUUAUGGUAUAGACAAAUAUGGAAAGAGUCACCAAUGUUUGUACUUUAUCAAGCUGAAGAUUUUGUGAUCUAUUGUAUUCAAGAGAAAACAACUGUAUAUCAACAAUUAGGACAAGUCAAUAGUAUUAUAAUACCUAAAGAGAAUAUACAACAUGAGACCAAUGAUUAUACUGAUAUUAUAUUACAAAUUGGUGAAAUAAUCAAUGUAAAAGAUGUUGAUAGUCUUGGUAAACGAUCAUAUGGGA